This is a messenger RNA of Scleropages formosus (Asian bonytongue), 4789 nucleotides long. It is a transcript of the gene fdft1, whose product is annotated as farnesyl-diphosphate farnesyltransferase 1. Gene Ontology annotation, cellular component: endoplasmic reticulum membrane. Gene Ontology annotation, biological process: cholesterol biosynthetic process; farnesyl diphosphate metabolic process. Gene Ontology annotation, molecular function: squalene synthase [NAD(P)H] activity. The transcript has 7 exons. The record is from RefSeq and is a predicted model, not a curated record. NCBI's taxonomy places the organism in Eukaryota, Metazoa, Chordata, Actinopteri, Osteoglossiformes, Osteoglossidae. The coding region runs from base 2098 to 3465 and encodes 455 amino acids.
GCCUUUCAUCAUGUGUGUCAAAGUAGUGCUAAUUAACUGAAUGACCUGAAUAGUUAAAUCUCAUAUGUCUGUUUUUUUUAUAUGUAAAACGGAUGUUAACAUCCGAAGGGGCGAUGCUUUCACUGGGUAUCAGCUUCCUGAUUGUCAAAAAAUGUUAAAUUAAGAAUGUUAAAGUAUUUAUACUUUGCGGGAGUGUGAAUUAGUUAAAGUAAAGACAGAAGUCUUUAGUUCCUUAACCACAAGUGAUGCUAGACAUCCCGUUUUAUAUGAUGCUAACGCUGUUGAUACUGUAGUAUCGAGUUGUUUGGUUGGGCUUUAAUUUGCAUUAUGAUCAUUGAGAGUUACAGCAUUUGCAGUGGUCAGGAACAAGCAUUAGAUGGAGAAAAGUUAAUUGAAUUGUAUGGAUUUGUGUUAUGUAAUAGGCUUGUGGGGUCACGGGGGGGGAAACGCUAAUCGGGGGCUCGCGUCAGACGAGCGGUAUCUGACCUUCCCGAUGAUCUUGUUGUUCGCUUCGCUUUGCUUUGAUUUGAGUUAUUUUAAUAUAUUUCCAAGAAAGACAUUUUUGAAUAACUUGCAGUACCUGGCGUUGCAACAUGCCAUUGUUAAUCCUUGUGCAGGAUUAACCCUAAGGAGGGAAGGGAGGAAUUACAAUUAAAUUUCAGUGUUUUCAAUGUUUUGAAAUGUUCUGAUUAUUCGAUGAGACGUUAUAAUGCAAUUUGAAUGUGACUUUUUCUAGAGAUUAAAAAAAAUAGAAUUUAUGAUCGGGAGACAAAUGCAGUGCAUGCCGAAGGAUGCGUGUCUUCACAUCAGGUUCUCGUUCACUGCCAUGAGUGGCGGAUCGGAACAUUUCUGAGAACCGUCGGUGCUCGUUUCUGGCCGCCUGAGAGCCGCACUGUUGUCGGUCAGCGGUCGGUCAGCGCCAUCGCACCGAGAUCAACGUCCGAGACCGCGGCUUUUUGUAUCUCUCUCACCGGUAGAGGGCAGCCUUGUCCUUGUGUCCAUAGCCGGCCGGGCCUCGAGUUUCCUUCACACUCCGACAUUGUACAUAUAUACAGCGUAGACACCCUUGUGUCUCUUGUUUUCAGGAAGGUAAAACACAUAAAAGCGAUUCACAUUUAUAAUGGGAACAUAUGUCUUUGUAAUUGAAAGUGUAAUUUUAACGAAAACGGCUAUAAUAAUAAUGUAGGGAUCGGAUUGGGCUAAGAAGGACGCACGGACACCGUUCAUUGCAUUACAUGUAGUUUACAUUCCGAACGUUUAUUGGAAGAGCGGCACAGCCAAUGGAAAUAAUGUGUAGGUCCGAGGAGCCCUUUUCCUCAAGGACCUGCACCUCAGUCCAGCCUUCCCAGCGUGCUUUGCGCUUCUCGCGCUCUCCUUCCCCUCACACACCGUCCAACAGGCACUGACCCCCUCAUAAUCCCCGUAGACCCCACAGCAGUGGAACAGCUAGUUCACAUUUCACCCACAAUUCUCAACUAUUUACAGUAAACAUCCUUAAGUUUCCCGCUCGAACACGACACCCCUCGGUAACGCUGCUCAUUACAACAACAAUAAUGAUAAUAAUAUUAAUAAUAGAAUAAUAAUUCUUCUGUAAUGCGUAAAUAACAUUCUCAAGUCGCUUUCCAGCAAAGCAUCAGCUGAAUUAAUCGAAGUAAACGUAAUAAUACCUUGACCUUUUCAGUAAUAAUAAUAAUACGAUAGUCGAGUAUUGUUGUUGAACUGUACUUUUAAUUUGGAGAACUGUAUUGCAAGGUUAUUAUGACACAACUUUCGAAACUGCUCGCGUUUGACACUGGAGGAAUCUCGCUCCAGGUUCGCGGAGCGGCGGAACGCGAACCCGCGUCCUUCUGGAUCGGGCACGGAUUCGUCUCGUGGGGUGUGUCCGGGCGGGGUGUGGCCCUCAGCAAGUUAGUGUGUGGAAAAGUGGGCGGGGUGCGAACGCGCUGACUUCGGUUUGCUGUGAAACGUCGUGGUCGUUGUGCCCUUCAGCGCCGCAGCCCCUCGCGACCACGUGGCCCCGCAGCUGCUGCGACCGCGAGCGAGAGCUCGUGGGUGAGUUGGUGUGAGCGCGAGCGCGCCGAGCUCGCGGAGCGUCCCAUGGCGGGGCCCUGCUGCAAGAGCGCGGCGCCGCUCUCCGUGUUCAAGCGCACCCUGGCGGUGUCUCCCCGGAGCGCGGGCCCCGCUCCUCGGGCCGCGCUGCCCGCGCUGUCCGCUCUGCUCCCCGCGGGGCGCGCGGGCACACGGCGGGCCGCCCGCCCGAUCGGGGCCAGAUACCCACAGGCCGCCUUGCUGUGCUUGUCGUGCCAGGGCUCCAUGAGCGGCAGCCUGCGGACCUGUUACCGCUACCUGAACGAGACGAGCCGCAGCUUCGCCGCCGUCAUCCAGGCGUUGGACGGGGAGUUGCGCCAUGCCGUUUGCAUCUUCUACCUGGUGCUGCGUGCUCUGGACACCGUGGAGGACGAUAUGAGCAUACCGCUGGAGAAGAAAGUGCCGCUGCUGCACGAUUUCCACUCCUUCCUCUACCAGGCCGAGUGGUGUUUCACCGAGAGUCGGGAGAAGGACCGCCAGGUCCUGGAGGACUUUCCCACGAUUUCCGUGGAGUUCCGCAACCUGGGCCAGGAAUACCGCGAUGUCAUAUCCGAUAUCUGCCACCGGAUGGGGGUUGGGAUGGCUGAGUUCCUGGAGAAAAGAGUGGGCUCCAUGAAGGAGUGGGACAAGUACUGCCACUAUGUGGCUGGCCUGGUGGGAAUCGGGCUCUCGCGCCUCUUCUCUGCCUCUCAGCUGGAGGAUCCCGAGGUUGGACGAGACACCGAGCUAGCCAAUUCCAUGGGCUUGUUCCUGCAGAAGACAAACAUCAUUCGUGAUUACCUGGAAGACCAGCGGGAGGGCCGGUCCUUCUGGCCAAAAGAGGCCUGGAGCCAGUUUGCAGCGCAGGUGGAGGACUUGGCCCUGCCGCAGAACCUGGAGUCUGCCCUCGCUUGCCUCAACCUGCUGGUGACAGAUGCUCUUCGCCACGUCCCCGAUGUCAUCACCUACCUUUCACGUCUCCGCAAUCAGAGCGUUUUCAACUUCUGUGCAAUCCCCCAGGUGAUGGCGAUGGCGACCCUUUCUGCUUGCUACAACAACUCCCAAGUGUUUCAGGGAGUGGUUAAGAUUCGCAAGGGCCAAGCCGUCACCCUCAUGAUGGAGGCCACAAACAUGGGUGCAGUCCAAGCCAUCAUCUCUCAGUACAGCCAGGAGAUACUCCAGAAGGUAUCCCAAACGGAUCCUUCCAGAGACAAGACCUUGCUGAUCUUGGAGCGGAUCCGUGAGAAGGCUAUGCCCCAGGACACGUUGAGGUCACGUGCCCACCACCUGUCUCCGGUCUACCUGUCGGCUGCCAUGCUGCUGGCCGCUCUCAGCUGGCAGUAUCUCACCGCUGCUGUGGGACAGAGUCCGAACACCACAGACAUGCAAGGCCACUGAGAGAAGAAUCGUGGGACAGCACAUAGACUGAGGGGGCCCUAGAGGCCUGCCACUCCCUGAGGAAGUCCAGCCACUGGUCCUAACUCACUCUACUUUUGUGGUCAUUGCAGGUCUUGUUAGGGGCUUCCAGUUGCAGGUCAGCAGAUUGAAGAAGUGUGAUUUACUCGUUCUGCUGCCUUUCUCAGAUCAUGAUCACAAACUACAGUAAAUACUGUGAUCAGAUCACUGUCCUUUUGAAGAACCUUCUGGCAGCAGUUAUGUGAGUGCGGGAGUGUUUGUCGCACUCCGGUGAUCGGUUCUCAGCUGUGAGAUAGAAACUGAAAGGUUUCAGACUGACGUCUGUCCAGUUGAGACAAAUUGUGUCACAAAGUUUAGAUGGAAUUGGGGUUUGCAAAAAUGUCUUUUCUGUGUUAAUGCAAAAUGUAUUUCAGACUUAACUUUAGCUUGAGACAUGCUUGGAAAUGUUCUGGUGGGAUUUAAUGUGCAACAGACCAACUUAAACACUGGUCUGUGUUGUUAAAACUUGAUCAUAGCUUAGUUUUAUUCACAAAAACUAACAUUUCCUUUGAGGAUAUCUUUCAGUUGAAUCCCAGUUCCAGCCAGAAAGUAAUCAAGCUCCUUUAGUCAACCAAAAGAAAAAGCAGAGGAAGCAACCACUUUUGGAGGGUUUUACAGGAAAAUGAACCUGGAUAGCACAGUUCUGGAAGGGUGAGUUUAGUGGCAAAGCACAAAAGCACUUGUUACAGGAGAUGCUAUGGAUGAUUUUUACCCUAAAUCAGAGUAUGUUUAAAAAACAGUAUGAUUUCGAAAGUCGACUUCUCCAUAUUUUGAGUUUUGCCCCGUUUUUACCCUUUUCUGUAAUUUACUUUAAACUUUGCUUUUUACUUUGGACUAAAUAAACAAUGUUGAAAAUGUUCUGUAAUUUGAGGCGGAGAAAGAUGGCGGCACAGAGCUUCUUUGUCCUGUGCGCAACACAUCAGGCUUGUGCUUUGUACAGAACUACAGUGGAAAAUGAACAUUGUUAUGUAAUGCUGGCUCGUGUUUUCUACUUAAUUCUCCAAACGCAAAUUAUGCUCAGCUUGUAGUAAAAUAAGGAAUAACGGGCUUGGAAGCUUGAACCCCCAUGUAUGCAGGAUUGAUGCGUGAUGGGGGGGAGUCACGUGGGCUGAAGAAUUGUUUCCCGCCAAAACGAGUCCGUAAAUGAAUAAAUGUCUUUCGGGAAGCCCGAAGUGGCCUAGAGUUAAUUCUAAAUUCAUUCUGAUAAUUUCCUGAAAGGGUAACCAGAGGUCCGAUAACUAAAAAUGUAAUAAAGAUGAGAACAAUG